GUGAUAGGCUCUUAAAGCCAAGUCUUGGGUUAUAUAACAAGGCAUCUUCUUUACAGAGGGAGAGAAGAAAGAUCUGAGGAGCAAUGACAACAACAAGACAGAUGUUGGAGCAGCCACAAUCACCAUUUAUUCAACGUACCAUAAGCAUCAAUGGAAGCCCCAUGGUAGAUGACAGAGAAGAGGAGCUUUCACGCUCUGCUUUAGCUUUGUAUAAGGAAAAAGAAGAUGAGAUUGAAAGGAGGAAGAUGGAGGUUAGGGAUAGGGUUCAGAAAAAGCUUGGACUCGCUGAGGAAGCUGCAAGGAGAUUAGCCGAGAUUCGGGAAGAGCUGGAAGCUCUUACCGAUCCAAUGCGUAAGGAGGUUUCCGCGAUAAGGAAAAGAGUCGAUGCUAUUAAUCGAGAACUCAAGCCAUUAGGACAGAGUUGUCAAAGGAAGGAGAGGGAAUUCAAAGAAGCACUUGAAGCAUACAACGAAAAGAACAAAGAGAAAGCUAUGUACAUUAGCAAGCUAGUUGAGCUUGUUACUGAAAGCGAGAAACUGCGAAUGACAAAGCUUGAUGAACUCAGCAAAGGCAUUGACGUUUCCUUACGCUAACACAAGAUGAUCAUCAGCCAGCUUUCCUUAUUUCAUUUGCACCUCUUUUUUAAUUGUUUGAUUUCGAUAUUACUUGUCUUUGUGAUCAAAUCUGAUUUCCUGAUUUAGUUGAAAUGUGUUAAAGCUUCGGUAUGAAUUUACAUUCUUAUGUUUUCA
Molecule: messenger RNA, 749 nt
Organism: Raphanus sativus (radish)
Lineage: Eukaryota; Viridiplantae; Streptophyta; Magnoliopsida; Brassicales; Brassicaceae
Exons: 4
Coding region: 84-593 (169 amino acids)
Source: RefSeq, a predicted model, not a curated record